Molecule: messenger RNA, 1620 nt
Organism: Neospora caninum
Lineage: Eukaryota; Apicomplexa; Conoidasida; Eucoccidiorida; Sarcocystidae
Exons: 4
Coding region: 1-1620 (539 amino acids)
Source: RefSeq, a predicted model, not a curated record
AUGCUUCGCCGCACAGCGUCUUCGGCCACGCCUGCUCCGUCGCUUCUCCUCAGCGCCGCCGUUGUCGACUAUAUUGACCAGAGAGUGCGCGAAGACGCACACGCCUACGACUUGCAUGCACAGACUUCGGAAACACGGCGUGCCGCGGGAGGAAACCCGCCUGCGUGCACGGACCACAAGGAGCGGAAAAAGAGAGACUUCCUCUCCGAGAACAGGCGCGGCGACACAGCCCGAAGACACUGGCUGCUAGCUCGGCGCCUCCUCGGCAAUGCGCUUUGCGUCCCAGACCUGCCUGGGGAAAGUCCCGAACUGUACAAAGCAAACGAAGGAGAAGCAAAAACUGCACACGGGUGGCGGGGUCUGGAGGCCGUUGAAAAGGAGGAAAUUGACAGGGAACCGAGAGAGGUAGUGCCAGGUCUUCCCAGCGGAGCGACAACGAGAGAAGACGGGGGCGGGGGGACGAACGAGAAGCGCGCCUUCGGUAGGCGGAGCAGAAGGGACGAGAAACGGGAGAACGCGCGACUGAAGAAGGAGCAGCAAGUCGCACAGGCCGUUUUAGAUGCAGCCGGCGGAGGCCUCGGCAGGCAACAGGAAUGGUGGAAGUUGCGUCAGAUGUUCGACGACCUGGAGGUAGCCCCGCGCGUGACAGCGGCGUUCGAGCAGGCACAACGCGAGCAAGAGAACGGACGCACGGACGGGAAAGAAGAGCGCACCAUAUGGGACUACACGAGGAGUCGGGGCCUACCGGAAGGGGCGAGAGCCGAACCGGACAGAGAAGAUACAGAGGCCCACGAACGCGCAAACCUCCAACCCGACAACGCGGCGAGACACGCCCCAGAAGGCAACUCUGAGAAACCUUCUGGCGUUUCGAAUUCACAAAGCCGCAUGUCUCGAUGCGAAAGUCUGCGUGCGCCAACUUUUCCGUCCGCUGAUGGCGCGUCUCCAGGCUGUGCUCGGCCCUCGUCCUCGCCUUCGUCUUCCACCUUUUCCUUUCAGCCCCUGAUUCUGACCCAGCACGCGUGGUCCCACGCACUACCUGCUUGCGACCUGUAUCUGCCGUCUCGGGCGCCGCCUCUCUCUGCGGCGACUGAGAGCGCGCCGCCUAACGGGGCUUAUGCUGCGUCUUUUUCGGCUUCUCUGGCGAGCUCUCCCUCGUUGGUCUCCCCGCCUGCGGCUGCGCCCAGAGCGCCCGUCGCUGCUCCAGCUGUGAGGGGCCCAGUGGCGGAAUUCGAAGAGACACAGGUUUCCCUAGGGCGACCAUCGGCGAGGCAGAGCGGGAGUCUUUGUCAGCCUGGUUCGCUGGAAGACGACACGGAAAAGACGGAGGAAGCAAACAGCGACGACCGCGUCUGGGUGAUGCGAGUCGGCGACCUCUGGCUGCCCCGACGCCUCGGACUUCCUCUACAGAAGUUUACGGAGUUCUACAAGGCGCGCUUUGCCGAGCGACGUCUCACAUGGCACGUUCGCCUCAGUCGCAUGCAGCUUGUCUGCUAUCCGGACAACAACGCGACUCGGAAGCAAAGCCAAACGCGAGACACGCCGGAUGCUGCCUCUCCAUCUACUCUGCUUCUGAACGUCCCUGCCGCCGUCGGGUGUAUUCUUCUUCUGUUCAACUCGUAG